Molecule: messenger RNA, 2477 nt
Organism: Salvelinus sp. IW2-2015
Lineage: Eukaryota; Metazoa; Chordata; Actinopteri; Salmoniformes; Salmonidae
Source: RefSeq, a predicted model, not a curated record
CAAUCACGACCGGGUGUGAUACAGCCUGGAUUUGAACAAGGGACUGUCGUGACGCCUCUUGCACUGAGAUGCCGUGUCUAUGCAGUGCCUAGACAGCUGCGCCAGUCGGGAGCCCAAGAUACUAGUCACUAUCCGUACAGUAGGUGGCGGCAAUACAUCAAUAGGCGUAGUCUGCCAUAAAACCUCAAGGAAGAAGAAGAAGCACACUCGUGAGAAUUAUGAACCGUUGUUCAUGUAUCUGUUGUCGUUUUAUAGACAGAUGAGCGAGUCUGCCAACAAAUAUGAUCCCUCUAAAGCGCAGGAAAGUGAACUGCUCCGUUACAAGCGACAGCAGCGGUGACAGGACCAGCAAGUUUCCCGGGGUUGUCAUCUUUCUCCUGGAGAGAAAAAUGGGAGCCAGUCGGAGAGCCUUCCUCACCCGGCUCGGGCGGGGGAAAGGUUUCAACAUAGAAUACUUCUUAAGCCGUUCCAUCACUCAUAUCGUGUCCGAGAAUAAUUCUGGGGAGGAAGUCCGGACUUGGCUGGACCUCCAGACUGGAGGACAGAGCAGAGAAGGGGGAGAAGGCAGGCCAGCCCGACCUGGUUCUGUCCAUCUCCUGGACAUGGUGUGGUACACAGAGAGCAUGCAUGCUGGCAUCCCUGUGAUUAUACUGGACAGACACAGACUACAGGAGAGAGAGAAGCCUGGUUUGGAGCUGGCAGUGGUCUCAGUACCCAGCUAUGCCUGUCAGAGACACACCCCUCUACUGCACCACAACACAACACUGACCGUGAGUCCUCCUCCUUCCCACAAUCCCCUCACUUACGAGGUGUUGAUGAUCGUUGUCCAUACUGCUGAGAAUGCGGAGUCAGUGAAAACGAGGACGGAGUGCAUUCCGUUAGGCAGCAGCCUUGUUGAUAGUCCUCCCCAGGAGGUCAGAGGGCAGAGCAACAGUCUGCAGUAUUAUGACGAACUGAACCUGCCUGUCACGAAAUCAGAGGCUGUUGCAAUUGGUCAGAUUGUGGAGAGGGCGGUUCAUGCUGUGCUCCCGGGGGCAGAGAUCAUUCUGAUUGGAGGAUUCAGGAGAGGUAAGCAGACUGGUCAUGAUGUGGACUUCUUGAUAACCCAUCCCGACGAGGGCAGAGAGGAGGGGCUCAUGCCUAAGGUGGUGUCCUGGCUUGAAGCACAGGGCUUCCUGUUGUACCAGAAGACCACUCGGAACUCUUAUCUGGAGAGCAAAGAGGGUCCUGCGAGGCCAGCCUCUAACAUGGACCGCUUUGAAAGAUGCUUUUCCAUCUUUAGACUGAGCACAGACAACGAAGGGAGGGAGAUCCAGGCGGGGGAUGGUCCACAGACAUACUCACCGACACUGACCAAUACAGAUCCACACACCCACUCAGACACUCACCCACACUCAAAAACGGACUCACACCCACUUCCCCAGACCCUUGUCUUCCCCAAACCCCAGACUUCCCCAGACUUCCCCAGACCCCAGACCAUGCCCAGAGUGAGCUGGGUGCUGGGUCAUUCUCAGUGCUCAGGUCCCCGGUCCUGGAGGGCAGUGAGGGUUGACCUGGUGGUCUCUCCAUACAGCCAGUUUGCCUUCGCAUUGCUGGGCUGGACUGGAUCGAAGUUGUUUGAGAGAGAGCUGCGUCGCUGGGCAGUACAUGAGAAGGCCAUGACUCUGAGCAGCCAUGCUCUGUACGACAGAAAACGGACGCAGUAUCUAAGGGCGAGUUCAGAGGAAGAGAUCUUUGCUCAUCUGGGUCUGGAAUAUAUCCCUCCCUGUGACCGGAACGCCUGACGACAACAUACGGGACUGAUAACAGAUACAGUCUAAGCGCUAAGCUAAGCAAACCCAAGCUAACUUAAACCUAAACAUAAGCCAAAUCAAACUGAGCCUUAUCCCGAGAACAACACACAGGCCAGAUACAGCCCAGGGUAGACAAGAAGGGGGGGGGGGGUGAGAGGUGGAUAGAUAGUUACAUAUCUGUAUUUUAUUCAAUUGUAAAUAAUAGAUAACAUACAGACCCAGGAUGUUGUAAAGUACCAAAUCUAUCUAUCUUUAGUUAACUAAAUUAAAAUAACUUAACUACUCGAGCCAUUAAUUGUACAGUAUGUGCUUUUUUUUCAUAUCUGACAUAUUAGAUCAUUUUCUUUCAUUGGUGCCUUGUUAUUGAAUACGUUUUUAAUAUUUACUGCAAUUUGUUUGUAAUAUUUAGAAUGCAGUUAAACUGUGAAUUAAAAUGAUAUCAAUAAUUUUAGACUUACCAAAAAGCUUUUAAAAUGUGACAAUGUAGGCCUAAAAACUGUGUGCGUUCUGAGGGAAAGUGCUUAAUAUAUGCAUGCCCUCAUGCAGUGUGUGGUUUUGUUACAUUUUGCAUGAUGACAGCAGUGGCCUAUUUACACAGCAGGUGUAUGCUACACACACACCACCAUCCAACUCACGGUCUCAGAAAUAGAAACAUUAUGUACAAAAUACAUUUUAAAAAUGCCA